UCCGGUCUGGUGGGUCGGAGGGAGAUGACGGAGCCGGGCGCCUCGCCGGAGGACCCCUGGGUCAAGGCAAGCCCCGGGGGCGCGCACGCCUGCGAGGGGAGGUCGGGUCGGGCUCGUGCACGUAGGGGGUCCGGAAGACGAGGGGAUGCCUGGCAACCCCCGCAGUCCCCCCCGCCCCCCGGGCCCCGGGGCUGCGGAGAAGACAGCUCUUCCCCCGCCGGUGCCAAGGUAGAGUACGCCUAUAGUGACAACAGCCUGGACCCCGGGCUUUUUGUAGAAAGCUCUCGCAAAGGGAGCUUAGUGUCCAGAGCUAAUAGCAUCGGUUCCACCAGUGCCUCUUCUGUCCCCAACACAGAUGAUGAGGAUAGUGAUUACCACCAGGAGUCCUACAAAGAGUCGUACAAUGACCGCCGGCGUCGUGCCCACACUCAGGCUGAGCAGAAGAGGAGGGAUGCAAUCAAGAGAGGCUAUGAUGAUCUGCAGACCAUCGUGCCUACCUGCCAGCAGCAAGACUUCUCUAUUGGCUCCCAGAAACUCAGCAAAGCCAUUGUGCUACAAAAGACCAUCGACUAUAUCCAGUUUCUGCACAAAGAGAAGAAAAAGCAGGAGGAGGAAGUGUCCACACUACGCAAGGACGUCAUGGCCCUGAAGAUCAUGAAAGUGAACUAUGAACAGAUUGUGAAGGCGCACCAGGACAACCCCCAUGACGGGGAAGACCAGGUUUCUGACCAGGUCAAGUUCAACGUCUUUCAAGGCAUCAUGGACUCCUUGUUCCAGUCCUUCAAUGCUUCCAUCUCUGUGGCCAGUUUCCAGGAGUUGUCGGCCUGUGUCUUCAGCUGGAUUGAGGAACACUGUAAGCCUCAGACCCUCCGGGAGAUCGUGAUUGGCGUCCUGCACCAGUUAAAGAACCAGCUCUACUGACCAGUUCUUGAACCUGCUCAUCAGCUAACAAGAGGCCUGUGAGUCUCCCACUUUGUCUCAAAGCUGCCGGGCUUAAGAGAUUGGACUGCAGCACUGCACCCCAGCAAGCUGGUGUUUCCCUGUGAUUAAUUCUUAGCCUCACCUUGAGAGGCUGGGGGUGUUUGUGAAAGCUUCUGAUUAAUUUAUUAUAUUGACCAUAAAUCUCAAACCUA
Suncus etruscus (white-toothed pygmy shrew) is the source of this 1133-nucleotide messenger RNA. It is a transcript of the gene MLX, whose product is annotated as MAX dimerization protein MLX. Gene Ontology annotation, biological process: regulation of transcription by RNA polymerase II. NCBI's taxonomy places the organism in Eukaryota, Metazoa, Chordata, Mammalia, Eulipotyphla, Soricidae. Gene Ontology annotation, molecular function: DNA-binding transcription factor activity, RNA polymerase II-specific; protein dimerization activity; RNA polymerase II cis-regulatory region sequence-specific DNA binding. Gene Ontology annotation, cellular component: nucleus. The record is from RefSeq and is a predicted model, not a curated record. The transcript has 8 exons. The coding region runs from base 25 to 921 and encodes 298 amino acids.